Molecule: messenger RNA, 6046 nt
Organism: Gymnogyps californianus (California condor)
Lineage: Eukaryota; Metazoa; Chordata; Aves; Accipitriformes; Cathartidae
Gene: CEP295
Product: centrosomal protein 295
Exons: 29
Coding region: 77-5695 (1872 amino acids)
Biological process (GO): regulation of centriole replication
Cellular component (GO): cytosol; centriole; centrosome
Source: RefSeq, a predicted model, not a curated record
AAACAUCAUUUGAAAUGACUGCUUAAGAAAACUUGAAUAAAAAAUUGUCGAAGUUGAUCAUUCAGGGUUUCCAGAGAUGAAGAGGAAAGUUGCAAGUGUUGGGAAAUUGAGGCUUAGUCCUAAUGAAGAAACCAUGCUUCUGAAAGAAGAAUACGAAAGAAGAAGAAAACUGAGGCUACAGCAAGUUAGAGAGCAACAGAAGUACAUCGCCUUGCAGAUAAGACAGAAAGUGAAGCAGAGGAGAGAAGAACAAGUACAUCGGUUAGAGGAAGCACUGAGAGCUGAAUGGCAGAAAGCACAGGAUCAAAAGAUGAAAGCCUUAGAAAAACUGUAUUUAUCAAGCUUAAGAGCGAUUGGUGAGGGUCACCGACAAGCCAAGGAGAACGAACCUGACUUAGAAGCUCUUGCAAAGCAAGCGGAGGAAAGGAAACAAAGAGCAGAGAAGAGACAUAGGAAAGCCCUGAAAGAGCAGAAGUACCAAAAAGAAAAAUUACUUUGUGAGCAAGCCCGACGAACAAAUGCACGUAAACAUGCUCUGGAAGUGGAAAGACAAAGAGCAGCCAAAGUUGCAAGCCUGCCACCUCCUCCACCACGUCCUCUUGAGAAUUUUGAAGUGAAAAAGACUCCUGCAGUGAAGCCCUAUAGUGCUGACAACUUUUCUGUUACACGUUAUCAUAUUUCCGAACCUUACGUGGACAGAGAACUGGAUGGAGAGCAGCCAGAUGCUCGGUUAGCUGCUGAAGAAGAAGGGAAACGUUUGGAGGAACUACACAGAGAGGCAGAGAGGGAGAGAAGAGAGCAGCUUGAAAAGGCACAUCUCAGAGGAAGUCAUGCCUUGAAGAAGGUCCAUUUGGCUCAGGACAGGGAAAGGCUACUGAAAGAACUUGAGCAAAUGCAGAAUAUGGAUCGGAUGCGCAGAAGACAGAUUGUAGCACAGAUGCCACCUCAGCUUUUUGUGCCUGCAUACAAACGCAUGGAAAUAAAAGAAGAAUGGCAGAGAGAAUUGGAGUUUGCAUUUGAAGAUAUGUACAGUGAAGACAGGAAAAUGAAAGGAGACCUGAUUUUGCAGUUUGAGCCACAACCUUUGCCAGCCCCUUCUGAUAGAUCUCAAGAUAAUGAUCUUGAUAUCUCUUUGGAGCAAGAAUCUGCUUGUGACACUCAGCCAGAAUCUGCUUGUGAUACUCGACAAGAAUCGGGACAGAUGAUAGAAGAAGAGGUCCCCGAUGAAUCAGAAAAUCAUGAAGAGGCAAAAACUCACCGACCUCAGUCAAAACUUGCCUUAAAGAAAUUGCUGACCAAGAUUAGAAGCCAAAAAGAGGAGUGGACAUCAAAAAGUGAGAAAGAGAUUCAAAGUGAAAUUGAGACUAUUGAAUCAGGCACAAUUGCUAGUGAAGAGAGACCAUUAUGUGAUUUAGAACUUAACUGUGAGCAACAGAAAAAUACAGUAUGUGAAGCCAAAGACUCUGUGAAAAUGUUGGAAAAUACAGUUGCAGCUGAAAAUUCAGUUCUAAUCCACCCUCAAGAACAAGCAGCUAAAAUUAGAAUGGAAGAGGAGAGACAAAAGUGGAACAUGCAAAUAGAGAAACAGAAACAGGAACAGCUGACCUUACUUAAACAAAUUGAAGAAGAGAGAGCACGUUUGGAGGCCGAUUUUCUGAAGAUCCAAAUGCAAACCUGUUUGGAGGAGGCUAAGAAAAAAAAAGAGGAGGAAGAGCAAGGCCAGCUGGUACAAAGUCACGGUGUUCCUUCUACAGAUCAGCAGAACAAAGUGGAACAUGAGACUGGAAAUACUACUAUAUCAGAAACCCGGAGUCCUAGAGAAGACAGCCAUUUACAGAUGAUUCGUAAUUAUCAACAACGCCUUCUACAGCAAAAUAGGCUGCACAAACAGACCAUUGAAGAAGCUAGAAAGCGUCUACAGGAGUAUCAGAAUAAAUUGAAGCAAAGAUACUUGUCUACUUCUGCAACACCUCCGAGCUCUGUGGAAACAAAAUCAAUUACUUUAAAGCCUGUCUCAGAACCACUUCUACAGAGGCAAGGAGUGCAACCAACACAAUACCAGUCAUCUGAACAAGUUCAUGCACGAGAGUAUGCACGGUCACUACCUGUGUUUUCAGGAACAUUCCGUAUGUUGGAAAAAACAUCUUCACAGAAACAUGAAGAGCAAAUGCAUAAUGUUUAUCCUGGCAGACAUGUGCAAUUUUUAGAAGCAUCGAAAUUGAAGCAUGGAGAGUUUCGCUUGCUGUGUGCCUGUCCUUCACAGGAACAAGUGGGAAUGUUGGAAACCUCCAAUAAUCAUGUCGGAGAACCAUCUCCAUUCCAGUUACCAUCAGGGUUAGUCAUGGAAGAUGUCACUGCAGUAAGAACACAACCAGAAGCACGCGUACAACACAUUAGAUUUGCUUUGCCUGCAGAAGAUUCCUCUGAGCCUUCAGAAACAGUGCACUUUAAAGAGUCAUCUCAGAAGAUGUCUGAUCAUCAAACAGAGACAGAAGCUGGAGAAGAGCCUCCACUUAAGACACCCCUCAUGCCAGCAACAAAGGGAUCUCAUAUAGUUCAGGCAGCCUCAGUUGAUUCUUUGGCAUAUUGGCAGGGAUCUGCAGAGAGCACCAUCAAAACAAGCCUUGAACAACCCCUCAAUCUUUCUGAACCUAUGACUUUAUCUCGUGAAGAAUCUAAAGCCCAAGGUGUUGAGGAAUUCUUGAUAUCAAAAAUGGGAGAUGCACCUUUGUUAAAUUAUUCUGAUAUAGUGAAUUUAAGGGACAGAGUGUUGGCCUCUUCGGAAAGCAUCCAAGCUCAGCAAAAGUAUUUGAAAGAAUUGCAAGAGCAGCUAGAUGCACGAAGAGAAGCUCUUCUUUGUAGACAGAAAAUACAAGAACAACUACUUUUACAGAAGCAAGAUAAAUUGAAGGAACAGAUGCAGAGACAGCAAGAGGUGUUGAAAGAAUUUCUAAACAAGCAGGUGAGACGUAUCUGCACAAAUGAAGAAAUGACAGAGACACAAAAGCCUGACUGGAUUAAUAGGACUGACUUUUUCCAAGUCUCAGAAGACUACCAGCAAAAGAAUUCUGGCAGGAGUAAAUUUCAUGGAAGUGAAAUGAUUUCGCAGUGCAUCAGUGCAGCUGAGCAAACUGAACGGUCUGAGAAAGUUCAAUGUAGAGAACAGAAAUGGAGAUCUUCCAAACCACCUGUGGCAAAAGUCAAGUUAGGGCUUGAUUUGGAACAACAUGAACUUAGUGUUAUAGCAGAGGUAGACACACCGAAGAGUUGCAACAUUUCUUUUGCAGAUAAAACAGAUUCUGUUGGUGGAGAAUCUUCUCCCAUUUCGACCAUUGGGAAGUUUGCAUGUGUGAAACGUUACAGUCAUGGUCUUCAUGAAGAAGGCAAGUUACCUUCGAGCAUAACAAACUAUGAGGAACAAAUCUCUGAUGGAAGUCCAACGCAAAGUAAACAGUCAAGUAGAUUAUUACAAGAGGUGCUGAUGAUGACUACUGACAACUCGUACGAUUCAGCCCAGUCCCAGGAUUCUCAAAUGGCUCAAGAUUCACCAGUUCUUGCUGCUGAAGUUGGAGAGGGAGUUACAACGCAUUCUAGACCAUCAUUCAGACUUGAUAAUACGGAAGUACUUUCUAAAGUAGUAUCCACAAACUUAGGUUCAGAGGCUUUCAUGCAAGGAAUACCGUGUGACUUAUCUUCAACAAUUUCCACUGGAAGCUUUUUGACUAGUGAAACGUUGGAUGUAAGCCCUGUUGACACUGGAUUAUCUUCUUAUAGUACGGAAGAUCAAAUUUUGAGAGCAACAGCAAGCCGCCCUUGGAACUCCUCACUGCCUUUUACCCUGCAGCAGAGGCAAGAGAAUUUGUCUGGAACAUCUGAAACUCAGUUGCCUGAAGGAGAGAUGUGCCUUUAUAAAGAAAGUCAGAUACAGCAGAUCUUGGGGAAAUGUACUGGAGACUUGAACUCUUACUCAGAGGACAAUACAUGUUUCCAAGCUCUAGCAGCUGAACUUGAUAUUCCUGAAACGGAGAGACCUUUUCCAAACUUCCAUCAUCAGCUCUUUCAGCCUUUGGAACCAAGUCUUGACUUUGAUACUUCAUCAUCCUGUUCUCAAUACAGAAUUUCACAAGACAGUAGAGAAUUUAGCAAGAGUUCGAAAUUUUCAACAAAGAGUCAAGACAUGUCUACAUUUCUAGAAGUAGGAAACUCCAGUUUGAAUAUACAAAGAAGCAGUCUGCCUUCUAGUCUUGAAACAAACGGGCCAAACAACAUUACGUCAGAAGAAGAGUCUGUUAAAGAAAAUAUUAUGCCAGGAUCUGAAGAAUCUUUUCACCCACUGCAGUUAGAAUCUACUCUGAGGGAUCACUGUCAGAAUGCUGAUCAGCCAGUGGACCUUAAUGCUAUGUUACAGAGAUCUUUUGAAGAAACCCCUGGAAUUGAAAAAUGGGGCAAUGAGAACUGCAUUUCAUCUGCCAGAGAAUACGAAGAACUGGCAAGAAAUAUGGAAUGUAUUAAUCUCCAGUGUUCAAUGGAAGAUCUGCGAAAUGAAAGUCUGAAUCCACUGGAAGAGCAAAAAUCAUUUUAUCAGCUAAAUACCACACCAGUUACAGUGGAUGAAACUUUCCCUCAACAUUUAUUAAAAGAGACUAUGUCUUCUGAAAAAUUACCUGUGGAGGCGUUUGAUAAGAAGUAUGUGAAGCUUCCAGAAAAAUCAGUUCGGGUACCUGAAGCAAAUAAAGCUGUAGAGUUGGAUUCUCAGUGCAAUACACAUGUAAAGGAGCCAGAUCAAGGCUUUCCAGCAGUACAAAAAUCUUUGAGGGUUCCCAGAGAAACCAGCUUGGAAGACUCAGACAUCCAUUUACAGGCUGUCGUACAACAGAACGGUUCUUUCCUGGAAAGACAUGAGAAAUAUUCUAAUUCUGUGCCCAGAAGCUCAUGUCGUAUUCCAGUCUGGGAGACUGAGUCAGGGCGUGGUAUUAUGGAAGAACCUGAACUCACUCUGAUAAGCUCAAAUGACAUCAGUAUUGCAGAAUCAGACAUUGAACAUACUAACCAAGAGAAAAUUAAGGAGGAUAAAAUCAAUAACCCAGCAUGUGUGGAUCAGUCUGAAUUUAAUGUUUUUACUGAGGAGAGAGAAUUUUUACCGCUAGCUCCAGAUGCAGAUUAUUCGGUGUUCGUAAGGCCUGACAGUUCUUCCAAAGCCCGGAGUCCCAAUGACAGUCACUUUCCAUCACAUCAGACUGCAGUGAUGCUGCUGGAGUUUGCAGCUACACCCGGAAGCUUGCAAGAAUCUUUUUUAAAAAGAAAGAAGAACUUCAUCCAGAAAUCUCUGAAAAGAGUAGAAGAAAUAAAAAAGAAAGAAAGAGAAAAUGAAAAGCCAGAAGCCAGACAGCUUCAAAGAGGAAAGUCUGAGAAGUUAAGCAGGCAAAAGGAGUCUUUUCUUAUCUCUGGUGCAGCUGCCAAUCAGUUGAAGAAAGUAGGAGAAGUGAAAGUGUCUUCUCCAGAGGACAGGAAGUCUGGAGAAAUUGAAAUGCACCAGCGUACUUCAAGACUUUAUAAUCAACUUGCAGAAGUGAAACUCAGAAAGGAAGAAAAAACAAGGCAAGAAACUUAUGCUAAAAACAGAGAAAAGGCUAAAGAGUUUCAAAAGAAAAUGCUGGAAAAACUACGAGCCAAGGUGACUUGGAAAGCACCAUGACUGGCAGAAGACUUUGAGCAACAAGGAACACUACUGUAUUGGUACAGUCCAAGAGACUGCUGAAUAACACAGACUUCAUUAAGUUAAUUGUGGAGCUAUUUGGAAUCCUCAGCUUUAAGCUGCAGGAGAACCAUAAGUAAACAAAACCUGUGUAGUACCCUCAUGUUUUACUGAGAUCACUACAGAAGCAGAUUAACCACUGCUUUAAACAUGGUUUGCCUCAGAUUGAGUAGACUGAUGUUGUGAAAAGCCUUUCUUGAUGUGCAUUAAGUGUUUUAAAGGGAGAUCAGACUAACUUCUGUAAUAUACAUGUACAAAACAUUUUCAAAUAAAGUUUGUUUUUUAAGACAA